AUGGCUACUGUUCCGUAUACAGAUCCUGCUAUUUCAAAUUUACCUUCAUCGUUCGAUGUUGCUCGUCGUGAUGACUUUUUUGGUUAUAAUAAUCCAAUGCAAGCAAUUGAUUCUAUGACAUCCAAACAAAGAAAUCCCGAUGGUACCAUGCAACAGCCAACACAAGUUAUCACUGUUAGUGGUGGAAGUAUUCCACCUGAAAUGAUAUUAGCUUCAUCAGGUGGAACAUUUUUUGAUAUGCGUGCACCAAGUGAAAUAUUUGCUGAAAUGGAUGCAAGACUCAAUCGACAACGACAUACUAUUCUUAAUAAUCCACGAAUGUUGAACAUGCUAGAACAACAACAACAACAACAACAACAACAAAACUAUUAG
This is a messenger RNA of Rotaria socialis, 372 nucleotides long. The record is from the annotation of a GenBank genome assembly. Lineage: Eukaryota; Metazoa; Rotifera; Eurotatoria; Philodinida; Philodinidae.